CCGUGACUAGCGAUAUUUCAUAAAAUUCAUCAAUUGUAAAGAAGCAUGAUGAACACUCUGUCGUCUACACCGGAAUGGCUUCGUGCCGAGCACGAAACGGGGACAACUAUAAUGGCUGUAGAAUACAGUGAUGGAGUCGUUAUUGGUGCAGACUCGAGAACAACAACGGGUGCAUACAUAGCCAACAGAGUGACAGACAAACUAACAAAGGUAACAGACUUGAUUUACUGUUGUCGUUCAGGCUCGGCUGCAGAUACACAGGCUGUUGCAGAUAUUGUGAAUUAUCAUCUUAACUUUCACAAGAUGGAUACUGGAGAAGAGCCAAAAGUCAAAACUGCAGCCAACAUUUUCAGAGAAUUGUGCUACAAUAACAGAGACAAUUUAUCUGCAGGGAUCAUUGUAGCAGGAUGGGACAAGAGUGAGGGUGGGCAGGUAUUUGGGAUUCCAUUGGGUGGUAUGUUGACUCGCAUGCCAUUUACCACAGGGGGAUCUGGUAGCACCUACAUCUAUGGAUACGUAGACUCAAAUUUCAAAACUGGCAUGUCGAAGGAAGAAUGUCUCAAAUUUGUUGCUAAUGGACUGUCCUUGGCAAUGAGCAGAGAUGGUAGUAGUGGUGGGGUGGUCAGAUUAGCUUCUAUAAACAAAGAUGGCGUGGAGAGAUUUGUCCUGACAGGAGAUCAGAUACCCAAGUUUUAUGAAGAUUUCUAGUGUCUGACUUUGAUCAUAUUUUAUUUUUGUGAAAAACUAGUGCUCUCAUUUUUUUGGUCAACUCAUUUCAUUGUUUAUGUAAUAAACACAGUGCAAAUUUCAAA
Molecule: messenger RNA, 812 nt
Organism: Saccostrea echinata
Lineage: Eukaryota; Metazoa; Mollusca; Bivalvia; Ostreida; Ostreidae
Product: proteasome subunit beta type-6-like
Exons: 6
Coding region: 46-708 (220 amino acids)
Cellular component (GO): proteasome core complex
Molecular function (GO): threonine-type endopeptidase activity
Source: RefSeq, a predicted model, not a curated record